AUGGUCUGGGGAACACCUUGGAACGCCGAUUGCAACCAGACCAACGAUGCUCUCAAGGACAGCACUAGCUGGAGCAAGACGACUAAGAUUGCGGGCAUAGUAGGCCUUACCGGUGCUGUGACGGUCGGCUGGCCGCUUGCCCUCGGGGCCGCUGGAUGGGGCGCUGAAGGAGUUAGUGCAGGAUCCCUCGCCGCGGGUAUGCAAGGUUCGAAUGUCGUUGCCGGAUCUGCCUUCGCGUUUGCGCAGAGUGCCGGGGCUGGAGGAGCUGCUGCUGGCAUCCUCAACGGGAUCACCUGGGGCGCUGGAGGUAUGGUGGCUGUGCGUGAGGCGUUUAGAGGCAGCAAUGCGGAGGACAAUGCCAACGAGGGCGGCAAGGUGCAUGGCAAUGGUGAGGAGAAGGAAGGCUAG
Messenger RNA from Trematosphaeria pertusa, 408 nucleotides. RefSeq lists its product as uncharacterized. Lineage: Eukaryota; Fungi; Ascomycota; Dothideomycetes; Pleosporales; Trematosphaeriaceae. The transcript has 2 exons. Gene Ontology annotation, cellular component: membrane. The record is from RefSeq and is a predicted model, not a curated record. The coding region runs from base 1 to 408 and encodes 135 amino acids.